Molecule: messenger RNA, 1875 nt
Organism: Melanotaenia boesemani (Boeseman's rainbowfish)
Lineage: Eukaryota; Metazoa; Chordata; Actinopteri; Atheriniformes; Melanotaeniidae
Gene: gla
Product: galactosidase, alpha
Exons: 7
Coding region: 97-1386 (429 amino acids)
Biological process (GO): glycosylceramide catabolic process; glycoside catabolic process; oligosaccharide metabolic process
Cellular component (GO): cytoplasm
Molecular function (GO): alpha-galactosidase activity
Source: RefSeq, a predicted model, not a curated record
UGGGCUGACAGUUCGGCACGAGGAAAUAGAUCUAGCAAAUAAGCACAGUAGCUUUUAGUUCCUUUUGGUAGUACUAGUGUAAAUUUGUGGGUGAAAAUGUGCCGAAUUGUGUUUCUCCUGGCGGUCAUCAGUAUUCUGUGUCCAUCCGCUGAAGCGCUGGAUAAUGGCCUCGCGCUGAAACCCAGUAUGGGCUGGCUGCACUGGGAAAGGUUCCUGUGUAACACCAACUGUGACACGGACCCCAAUAACUGCAUCAGCGAGAGUCUGUACAUGCAGAUGGCAGAUGUGAUGGUGGAGGAGGGCUGGAAGGAAGCCGGUUAUGAGUACGUCUGCAUCGAUGACUGUUGGCCCUCCACUCAGCGCGAUGCUCAAGGCCGCCUGCAGGCAGACCCCAAAAGAUUCCCAGGGGGUAUUAAGAAACUGGCCGACUAUAUCCAUGCUAAGGGUCUGAAGCUGGGUAUUUAUGGAGAUGUGGGGAAAACAACCUGUGCUGGGUACCCUGGCAGUCUGGGCUACUAUGAGACUGAUGCUCAGACUUUUGCAGACUGGGGUGUGGAUCUACUCAAAUUUGAUGGCUGCUUUAUGAACUGGACGUUACUGGGAGAAGGCUACAUGAACAUGUCAAAAGCACUAAACCAAACCGGGAAAAGUAUCCUGUACUCCUGCGAGUGGCCAUUGUAUGAAUGGGCUUUCCAUAAGCCUAACUACACAGCAAUCCGUGAGACGUGUAACCACUGGCGCAACUUUGAUGACGUGUACGACUCAUGGACCUCGGUCAAGUCCAUCUUGAAUUGGACCACUUUUUAUCAGGACAUCAUCGUCCCCUCAGCUGGACCUGGGGGCUGGAAUGACCCCGAUAUGCUUGUAAUUGGGAACUUCGGCCUGAGCCAUGACCAGCAGGAAACUCAGAUGGCAUUAUGGGCCAUUAUGGCAGCCCCCCUGCUCAUGUCUAAUGAUCUACGGAACAUUUGUCCUCGUUCCAAGAUGCUGCUGCAGAACAGUCGCAUCAUAGAAAUCAGCCAGGACCCACUGGGCAAACAGGGAUACUGCACUGCCAAGAUGGACAGUUUUGAGGUGUGGGAGAGGCCUCUGUCUAAGAACCGUCUGGCUGUCGCUGUGCUGAACAAGCAGGAGAUUGGUGGGGCACGAGGGUUUGCCGUCAGACUCAUUCCUGGGUGGAAGAUCUGUAACCCUCAGUGCAACGUCACACAGAUCCUGCCUCAGUACAAAGAGAUGGGUGUUCAGACUCAACGGAGCAGCAUCGUGUUAUCUGUCAACCCUACAGGCACUGCUCUGCUGACAGUAACCCCCAUCAGCAGCUACUACAAGAAGCUUUACAAGCUGUACUGGAAGCCCAUGUCCAUUAAACAAAACACCAUUUUGUAGUCCUCAGGUUAUGGAUUUAUGGAAAAAUCUAGGGUUUUUUUUUUAUCUUUUCGGGGUUACAUGUAUACAUUUUCAAAACUGAUCAUUUUAUAAUCGUGUUUGCUUGAAUACUGUGAUGUUUUAAGUAAGCCUACCACAUUGGAGGCAUACAUUAGUAUGUUUAUUAAGUCACAAGUCUCAGACUUGUACAAAUGGCAAAGUUUAACUAUUUGUAAGAAACAUUCAAUUCUGUGCCCCAAACGUGUUUUAUAAAAACAGGUUAAAGAAAGCAAUUUACUCCAAAAAUGUUUUGACACAUUUAUUGAAAAUAGUGACAGCUUCAUCCAAAAGACUGGACCACAGUUUAGAACUGGAUGACUUGGCCCUGUAAGAAAACAAAAGGGAAAACACGAGUGAAAAUGCUGCUUGAUUAUAUGUGAUUUAUUUCUGCUGAGUUUGAGGAUUCUGAAUGACUUUUGCACUGUAAAAGAAUAAACUUGCUAAUCAAGA